Molecule: messenger RNA, 1350 nt
Organism: Cydia pomonella (codling moth)
Lineage: Eukaryota; Metazoa; Arthropoda; Insecta; Lepidoptera; Tortricidae
Product: mucin-2-like
Exons: 1
Coding region: 1-1350 (449 amino acids)
Source: RefSeq, a predicted model, not a curated record
AUGAGAGGAGACCCGACUGCUGCUACUGCUCCUACUAGAAGAGACCCGACUGCUGCUACUGCUCCUACUAGAGGAGACCCAACUGCUGCUAAUGUUCUUACAAAAGGAGACCCGACUGCUGCGACUGCUACUAUAAGUAGGAACCCGACAGCUGCUACUGCUCCUACUAGAGGACACCCUAUUGCUGCUAAUGCUCUGACAAAAGUAGACCCGACUGCUGAAAUUCCUCCUCGUGGAAGAGACCCGACUGCUGCUACUGCUCCUCCUAGAGGAGACUCGACUGCUGCUACUGCUCCUACUAGAGAAGACCCGACUGUUGAUACUGUUCCUACUAGGACAGACCCAAUUACUGCAACUGAUCCUACUAGAGAAGACCCGACUACUGCUAAUGCUCUGACAAAAGGAGGUCCGAUUGUUGCAACUCCUCCUUAUAGAAGAAAACCGAUUGCUGCUACUGCUCCUACUAGUGAAGACCCAACUAGUACUGUAUCACCUACGAAGCGAGCGACUAUCACUAGCGAAGACCCGACUACUACUCAUCCACCUACUAUUACUACUAGCACUGUUCCUCCUACUAGCGAAUACUCAACUACUAGCACACUUCCAGAUACUAGUGAAGACCCGAUUAUGAGCACUAAUCCAGCUACUAGCAGAGACUCAAGUGCCACUGUUUCAUCUAUUAGCAAAGACCCGACUAGCACUGUCCCUCUUAUUAUAGAAGACCCGACUAUGAGCGCUAAUCCAUCUACUAGCGGAGACUCGACUGCCACUGUUUCAUGUAUUAGCGAAGACCCGACUAGCAUUGUUCCACAUAUUAGUGAAAACCCGUCUAUGAGCGCUAAUCCAUCUACUAGUGGAGACUCAACUGCCACUGUUUCAUCUAUUAGCGCAGACCCGACUAGCACUGUUCCACAUAUUAGAGUAGACCCAAUUAAGAGCACUAAUCCAUCUACUAGCGGAGACUCACCUGCCACUGUUUCAUCUAUUGGCGAAAACCCGACUAGCACUGUUCCACAUAUUAGUGAAGACCCGACUAUGAGCACUAAUCCGUCUACAAGUGGAGACUCAACUGCCACUGUUUCAUCUCUUAGCGAAGACUCGACUAGCACUGUUCCACGUAUUAGUGUAGACGCAACUAUGAGCAAUAAUCCAUCUACUAGCGGAGACUCAACUACCACUGUUUCAUCUAUUAGCAAAGACCCGACUAGCACUGUUCCACUUAUUAGUGAAGAUCCGACUAUGAGCACUAAUCAAUCUACUACCGGAGACUCGACUGCCACUGUUUCAUCUAUUAGCGAAGACCUGACUAGCACUGUUUCACAUGUUAGUGAAGACCCGACUAUGAGCUAA